Messenger RNA from Oppiella nova, 335 nucleotides. The record is from the annotation of a GenBank genome assembly. NCBI's taxonomy places the organism in Eukaryota, Metazoa, Arthropoda, Arachnida, Sarcoptiformes, Oppiidae.
AGGAGUAUCGUAAAAUGUUACCUGUUAGCUCAUCAUUGUCCGGCGCCUACACCACUGAAACUUAUGGCACCGGGACUUAUAAUUACUACAACAGUGGACAGACCAGACGCUGGGGUGGAACCGGUACUCCAAACGGCUAUUAUGGGGCAACUGGCCAACCGGGAACUGGACACCUGUUGGGUACACAGGCUCCCAGCACCGCGGGUAUACUAACUAUCCGUAUGGCACUGGUAGCCCUGGUUAUGGGGGUUAUACUGGCACUUACCGUGUGUACGGCACUGGUAGGUCCUACACAGGUGGAUACUACCAAGGAACUACUCGGGGUCAUUGAGUAA